This is a messenger RNA of Dovyalis caffra, 1371 nucleotides long. The record is from the annotation of a GenBank genome assembly. NCBI's taxonomy places the organism in Eukaryota, Viridiplantae, Streptophyta, Magnoliopsida, Malpighiales, Salicaceae.
AUGGAAUCCUUAAGGAGGAAGAGGAAGGGCCUUGAAAUCUUGCCUUCAUCUUUCAAGUCCCUUGCUUCAUUAACAGUAAUUUUGUCGCACUUGUCAUUGGGAGAUUAUUCAAGGCAAAGGAAGAAGUAUAAGGAAGAUGAGGAUAGAGAAGUUGUUGGCUCUGGUAGAAGUGUAGUUAAAGGCUUUUUAACUGCUCCACCUUGUAAGAGGGUCUCUGCAGAUCCACCUUGUAGGGGUAUUAAGAGGAAAAUUGGGUGUAUUGAUGUGGCAACUCAGUUGGGCAGGAAGAAAAAAAUUGAGAAAGAUUACGACUUGGGUACGUCUAUAGGGCAAGGGAAGUUUGGGUCGGUAGUUUUGUGUAGAAGUAAAGUGACCGGAGAAGAGUUUGCAUGCAAAAUGUUGCGCAAGGGUGAGGAGCUUGUGCAUCGGGAAGUGGAGAUUAUGCAGCACCUCUCAGGUCAUCCUGGUGUAGUGACAUUGAAGGCAGUGUAUGAGGAUUUAGAAUCCUUUUAUCUUGUGAUGGAGCUCUGCACUGGGGGACAAUUGCUGGACCAGAUGGCUAAGGAAAGACAGUAUCCAGAGCAUAGAGCUGCUAAUAUACUCAAGGAAGUGGUUUCAGUUAUCAAAUAUUGCCAUGACAUGGGUGUUGUUCAUCGCGACAUAAAGCCAGAGAAUAUCCUUGUCGCAACCUCUGGGCAGAUGAAGCUUGCGGACUUUGGUCUAGCUGUGAGGAUGUCAAACGGUCAGAGCCUCAGAGGUGCGGUUGGAAGUCCUGCCUAUGUUGCCCCAGAAGUUUUAACUGGUGGUUAUUCAGAAAAGGUUGAUAUCUGGAGUGCUGGCGUCCUCCUUCAUGCUUUGUUGGUUGGUGUGCUUCCAUUUCAAGGUGAUUCAUUGGAUGCUGUGUUUGAUGCUAUUAAGAAGGUCAACCUUGAUUUCAAAAGUGAUUUAUGGGAAUCAGUAUCUCAACCUGCACAGGAUUUAGUUGCUCAUAUGCUGAUGAGGGAUGUUUCAGCAAGACUAACUGCUGAUGAAAUACUAGGACAUCCAUGGAUCUUGUUCUAUACAGAACCAACACAGAUGGAACUAACCCGAAAACCAACGUUUCAAGACCAUGUAACACUGACUUCACAACAGCUAACUGUCACAACUAGGUUGGAGUCAGAGAGAUACAAGAUAACAGCCAGUGGUUUUCUCAGUGAUGACUCUAGCAUAAUUUUAUCAUCUGAUGAUUCAAGGUCAAGGUUGGAAGAACAAGACUGUGGAUUGGUUGAUGCUCUCACAGUAGCAAUAUCACGUGUGAGGAUAUCUGAACCAAAGAGAAGCAGUCGAACUGGGUGGAAUUUUUGGGAUCUAAUUGCUGAUGUUGAGUAG